Messenger RNA from Chara braunii, 1830 nucleotides. The record is from the annotation of a GenBank genome assembly. NCBI's taxonomy places the organism in Eukaryota, Viridiplantae, Streptophyta, Charophyceae, Charales, Characeae.
GGGAGCCGAUCGACACGGCCGAUCAUUCACCACGUGUCUUACCUCCGUCCCCUUCCUUCCUCCCCAUCUCAUGGCACACCCCUGCGCCAUCUUUUUCUUCGGAAAAAGGCAACGACUCUCCAUCGACAUUUUCUUCCCCUACAUCUCUUGCCUUAUCCCCUACUCCGUCCCCACCACCAUCGUCAUGAGCUUUCUCACGGAGCGAGCCCUCGGCGACCAUCUCUUAACGCCAACCUACACCGACGGCGAUGCGACGACGAGCAGCACUCGGACGGCGGCAGCGGAUCACAGCACUAGAAGCGGACUCGCCGAAGGUGCGGCCGAGGAGAGGGUCGACGGCGUUCGCCGCGACAAAGGAAGAAGAGAUGGAAAGCGGGAGGGCGAUGACGACGACGACCUUCCACUUGUGACAAGGUUGAAGGGAGCGGCAAAGGAGGACGGUAUGGAGGAGAGGUUGAAGUUGUGGGUUGAUUGCGACUCUUUCUGGGGUCAGGGCCCAGGGAAACCCUUGAGGGAGGCGGUUGGCGAGUGCGCGGACUACUUUGUCACCAUCGCCAAUGGAGACGCAGGAGCUGAGCCGCCUGCGAUGCUCAUAAUGCCGCCGUACGACGUUCCACGCUUCAAGAUCGAGGACCCUGCGCAUCGUGACCAGCUUUGCGCAGAGUGCGCAGCGUGGAAAAAAUGGUAGUCAUACAUCAGCGUCGACAUUGCUAUAGACGUCACACGAGCAGUUUGGCAGGGACAGGAAUGGUCGAAUGUGAUUUCCCCUGCACUCGUCUACCACAUGCUGGCGAUGAAGAUGGACGUGCCUCUAUGGUUCGCGGGCCUGAAGAUUAUGGAUCGGCCUCAAGACGACGACAUGGCGGCGCGGCAGGAGGUGAUUGUUCUUCGCGUCGCGGAGUGCUGGACAGAUGCACUGUGGUGUGGACAAUGGGCGGACGGCGGCCGCGUGAAACAGGAGAGGUUGUCUCGGCUUGCGGAUUGUUUUCGAGCGUUGUUGAGCGCGUGCAUGUGGAUCAUGCGCAUGGGUGGUGGCGACGACCGUUCGCACUGCGACGCGUGCUUGUACGUGUCCAUGGUCACCAAACCCACAAUGAUAGCGGCGGGGUCGUACAUCUUCAACUGGCGGCGACACAUCGUCGACAGCGCCAACCUCGUCUUGGAUCGUAUAGGGAAGGCUCACCUCAUGCUGGGAGAUUGCCCGCACUGUAUUCCGGAAUGGUGUGAUUGCGGGUUGGUGCUCGGUGACAACGCAGCCCUGAAGAAUGCAGCAAAAGCCGCGAAACACGACUGGAUCGGCAGCGGACCCGCGGCGGAGGAAGACAGAGAUGAGGGCAGUUGACACGUCGGUUCGUCCAUAACGCAGCGGCGGGGUGCGGAUCGUCGACUAAUUGGCGCGGGGGAUCACGAAACGACGAACGCAGCGCCUUCCACUGCAGACGGGGCAGCACGGGCGUGAUGGGUGUCGGCGGGUGUUGGUGGUUGAGGGAAGAAACGGAGAGCGUGAGGUGGGCAGUCCUGCGCCGCUCCGACGGUGUGUCCACGUCAGCAGACGUCGUGCCGACAUCAGCGGAUGUCGUCAUGGUGCAUGUGUUGUGAACGAUGUUUUCCUUUUUUUUUCUGUUUUCAUUUUGUGAUUGGAAUGCACUUUGUACUUUUGCUCCGCAAUAGGGUUUCUUGUCUCGGUGGAUGACACCGCCGAAAUGUACGUAGAUGGCAGGAGCAGUCCGUGUGUUGUGCGGGACGCUAGAAGGAUCGAUAGUCAGGAGCAACGGAAAAUCGUCAGGGAGGGGAAAUUGCUUUGUUGUUCAAUGAAUGUUCUCAAAUUUA